AUGGCGCCAUAUGAAGCUUUGUAUGGCAGGCGUUGCCGAUCGCCUUCGUGUUGGCUUGAGGUGGGUGAAAGGCAGUUGGCUAAGACUGAAUUAGUACAGCAAGCCUCUGAGAAGAUUGAGGUGGCAAGAAAGUGUAUGAAGAUUGCUCAAGAUCGCCAAAAGUACUAUGCAGAUCACCGUGCGCGAAAUUUGGAAUUUCAAGAAGGGGAUAGGGUAUUUCUUCGGAUCUCACCACAAAGACCGUCAAUGAGAAAUCGGAAGCAAGGGAAGCUUAGUCCGAGGUUUAUGGGACCGUAUAGGAUCAUUGAGCGAUUCAUACCGGAUCCAAAAAUGGAAGUUCCAGAGGAAGAGGUUGAGGUUCGUCAAAACCUAACCUAUAUUGAAAGACCAGUAAAAAUCUUGGACCGCAAGGAAAAGAAAUUGAGAAGCAAAUCAAUUCCAUUAGUUAAAGUUCAGUGGAACCAUCACUCUGAUCGGGAAGCAACAUGGGAGCUAGAAGAGGAUCUAAAGCGUCAAUUUCCUGAAUUAUUUGUUGAUGUAAUGGAAGAGUAA
This is a messenger RNA of Diospyros lotus (date-plum), 552 nucleotides long. RefSeq lists its product as uncharacterized. NCBI's taxonomy places the organism in Eukaryota, Viridiplantae, Streptophyta, Magnoliopsida, Ericales, Ebenaceae. The record is from RefSeq and is a predicted model, not a curated record. The transcript is spliced from 2 exons. Bases 1 to 552 code for a protein of 183 amino acids.